Bacillus rossius redtenbacheri is the source of this 10754-nucleotide messenger RNA. RefSeq names its product UDP-glycosyltransferase UGT5-like. Gene Ontology annotation, molecular function: UDP-glycosyltransferase activity. The coding region runs from base 203 to 1771 and encodes 522 amino acids. The record is from RefSeq and is a predicted model, not a curated record. The transcript has 5 exons. Lineage: Eukaryota; Metazoa; Arthropoda; Insecta; Phasmatodea; Bacillidae.
UUGUACAACAGGGAGAAUUUGGAGAAUAUAGAAAAAAUUAAAUGUCUGAGGCAUCCUUCGUAAGGCUUAGCCCGAUGCCGAUGUGUAGAAAUUUUUAUAUUAUUUAACUGAUUUAUUACUUGUGGUGAUAAAUAAUAGUGCAUCCAAUUCUACACGAUGCCGGGGCGUGCCGUGAGUAAAUGUGGCAGAAAAUAUCUACGUGAUGGAGGUGACAAAUAAACUUCUGGCAGCGAUAGCUCUGUGCCUAGUUGUAAGAACUUCUGUCACAGGAGGUUACAGAAUACUGGGUGUGUUCCCACACACAGCUAAGAGUCACUUUAUAAUGAGUGGAACCAUCAUGAGGGAACUGGCGACGAGAGGACACGAAGUAGUUGUCAUUAGCCCCUUCCCCGAGAAAAACCCUCCGAAAAACUACAGAGACAUAACUUACGUGGAUCCGAGUAACACCAUAGUCGAUUCCUUUACGCUCGAUAUGGUCGGUGGGGCCAGAAUUGUUGAAACACUGUAUGUGCUCUACUCGCUGGGUGUGGAAACCUGCGAAGCCACGUACUCGUCGCAGAAGGUGCAGGAGCUUCUCAAGUCCGACGAGAAGUUCGACCUCGUCAUGGUGGAGAUAUUCAACACGGAGUGCUUCCUCCCGUUUGCGCACAGGUUCAACGCCUCCUUGGUCGGCAUCAGCUCUUCGGUGUUGAUGCCGUGGGCCAACGAGAGGUUCGGCAACCCGGACGAUCCGUCGUACAUCCCGGUGCACUUCACCGGCUACACAGACAGGAUGACCUUCUCGGAACGCCUGGCGAACACGCUCAUUCUGUCCGCUGUGAAGGUCGCGUACGACUACGUGUUCAACUACAAGGCUAAUCAGAUAGUCCGGAAAUAUUUCGGCGAGAUGGUUCCGACGGUUGAAGAAAUGGCCAGCAAAAUGAGUUUGCUCCUCGUCAACUCGCAUUUCGCCUUGCACCAGCCCAGACCACUCGUCCCGGCCGUCGUGGAAGUGGGUGGCAUUCACAUGAAGGAACCAAAAGCCAUGCCAAAGGAAUUUGAACAGUUCCUGAACGAGUCCGAACAUGGAGUGAUUUACUUCAGCCUAGGAUCUACAGUUCGCUCCGAUUCUUUUCCUGAACCGAUGCGACAGGCCUUCCUGGAGGCUUUCUCCCAUUUGCCUCAGCGUGUAUUGUGGAAGUGGGAGUCUGGGUCCAUGCCCGGUCAGCCAAGCAAUGUGAAGAUCGCCAAGUGGAUGCCGCAAUUGGAAAUUCUGAGUCAUCCCAAUGUUAAGGCAUUUAUUACCCAUGGUGGACUGAUGGGUACGAUGGAGGCUGCUUAUUUUGGAGUUCCGAUGAUUGUCAUACCACUGUUUGGAGACCAGUAUCUGAAUGCACAAUCAUAUGUUCAGAAGGGCAUAGCAGUGCAACUUGAUUAUGGCACUAUUGACAAGAAGACAGUUUCUGCUGCACUGAGGGCUGUUUUGCAAGAACCUAGCUACGCCGAGAACGCCAGGCGCGUGUCGAAAGCGCUCCGGGACGCGCCACUGUCUCCCGUAGACACGGCGGUCUACUGGACCGAGUACGUGGCGAAGCACGGCGGGGCGCCGCACCUGCGCUGCGCGGCCGCCGACCUGCCGUGGUACCAGCUCAAGCUUCUGGAUGUCUUCGCGGUGCUUCUCCUGGGCGCCGUGCUGCUGGGGCUGCUCAUCAGGGCCGCCGCGCGCAGGCUGUUCUCUGGUGCCAAGAGGCAGGAGGCCUCCAACAAGGGGAGGAAGAGCAAGACGUCGUGAGAACUUCAGUGUGCGCGUGCUUACGUACAGAAAAACACCGUUCAAGCCCAUUGGAUAGUUACUGAAGUUGUCCUGUAAAUGGGAGUUAAUGUUUUAAUGAUGUGGUUAAGGGGUGUGAUUUGUACACGAAAUAAACAACAACAGAUCAUUUUAUAAGGAAAAAAAAACACUACCUGACUUUUUCCUAACUAGUUUAUCGGGUGCCGGAUCAAUAAAAGGGGAAGGGGGAAUGGGAAAAUUUGAGUUUUCAAACUAAGAUGAACUGUAAUAUUUUUGCCCCCUUGUAAACAAGGAGUACAAGAUACACCUUGCUUUUGUUCCGGUGCUAAUUUGUGUGUUAUGUUUGAAAAGUCCCGGGCUGUACACAGGGUUAAGGGGACCUUUUUCGAAAUCAGAUGUCAGUAAUUGUCUUCUCAAUUUGAAUGUCAAGUGUGUAAAAUAAUUUAUAUCACUUUCAGAUCCCAGCAGACAUUGUUCUGCCAGUGUAUAGUUAUUUAUCUCUAUAAAUCUAAAAAUUAUAUUGUCUGAAUGUAAUCUAUAAUCUAUAAAACACUAUAGAAAAAAGCUGAAAAAUAAAAGAUUACUAACAUUGAUAAGAUUCCAUUAUCUAGUUAAUGCUCGGCAUGCGAAGCAAUGCAUUAUUCAGUUUUUUUUGUAAUAUGUUUGAAAUAUUUACACAUAUACAAAUCAUCUAUCCAUCGCUCUAAACAUAUAUAUUUAUCUCUUUAUACAUCUAUACCUCCCAUUAUUUCUAUCUCUUCUAUAUACCAAUCUGUAUAUAGAUUAUACAUCUAUAUAUCUCUUUAUCUAACUCCAUUUCAUUCUCUAUACCUCGCUUUAUUUCAACCUCUCUCUCUCUCUCUAUCUCUCACUCUAUCUCUGCCUCUCUUUUGUAUUUAAUUAAAUUGUGUCUUGCAUGCGCACUUAUACAACGAAAACAGACGAAGUGCCGCUAUAUAAUAUGAAAUAAUAAAUUUGAAUUUAACAAAUUUAUUUGUGCACUUUACACUUUUUCGUAGGCACAAAACUUCGAUUUCUUCGUUUUCUUUCAUUUUCAAAAUUUGUCCUAUAUGGUUUUAUACUAAUCUUUACUAAUAUGCAUAAGUGUAUUGUCUAGGUUUAAACCAUAAUUUAAGCACGUUUUUGAAGAAAGGUGCUUUGAUAAGAGCAUCGUUGUCUUACAUAUCAAGCAAGCAUCAUUUCAAAAUCUAUAUUAGUUAAUAAGUUACAAGCAAAAUGAAAAUAGCAUUGAAUCUUAUGAGGUUAACGCGUGUUGCGUAGUGCCCCUGAAACACUGGAGUGGCCUCUUAAUGCUUUUUCCUUGGCCUUCGGCAAGUUUUUUUAAAUUCUUUUUCCUUCUUUUCUUCGAGUCUUUCUUUUCUUUUUUCUUCUUUCUGUAUUUUUUCUUCCUCUUUAUUUUUCCAGUACUCUACCCAAGCUCCAGCACCAAUUGCAUCCGGAAGUUUGAUUUUUUCCCCUACUUUUUUGUUCUUUUUUACUGGAGAUUGAGUUGGCCAAAAAACAGUCAGCGAAGGCAGGGCUAACUCCCAUCUUAAUAGUCCUUCCAACAGUUGGUGAAAUGCAUGGCAUCUCUGGCUCACCAGAGACUUUUGAACUAUUUUCUUCUUGCCUUUGUAGGUUAUUUUUUUGUGUUGGUUGUUGGCCAGUUUCUAUUGGUUCCUCAUUAUAUAUCACAGAAGGUUGAAUGCAUGAAGAUGUCACUGGAUUAGCUGGUUGUUGGAAUAGGAGAGUCACUUGAAGGUGAAAAUGCAGCUGUCUUAUCUUGGCUCAAAAUGUGGGUUUUGAUUUUUUUCCAGACAUCAAAAAGUUCCUUAGCUGGCUCAUCUCCACUCCACUGUUCACCACUGCUGCGGAACUGAUUAACCCGCGAAGAAGGGAACAUUGACUCAAUAAACAAUAAAUGUUAAGUCUUAAAAUGGCAUGGCUUGUCAAUAACUCUACUAACAUGGCUCAAACAUUUAGUGUAAUCAAUACUUUCUUUGUCAAAUGGAUAUAUUCCACACUUUCUGAAAAGCCAUUCUUCAAUACAUCUUCAUUUGCUGCUUGCAAAGCAUUUUCAAUUAAUGGUGCAAAAUUUGCACGUGUGACACUUCUAGCCCCAGUCCUUUUUAGCCAAUCUGAAACAGUCUUUUUCCAAGAUACUUUUAUGGGUCGAAAAACUGACACAUCCGCUGGUUGCAAGAUAUGGGUUGCAUUUGGAAGUAAUGAAUAUAAGAUAAUAUCAUUCUUCAUACAGAACAUUGCAACCUCAAAGCUAAUAUGAGAUCUAUGUCCGUCAACUAAAUAUAGUAGGUACUGGGAAUGUUGUAUUGAUUUAUUUUAGGAAAGGCAACAAAUUAUUUGCAACAUAACCAAAAAAACCUUGAGCAGUCAUCCAUCCACUUUUAGAUCGGCCUAGUGACCAUUCAGGAUUAACAUUCCGACUUAUUUCUGCUGGUAUCCUUUCAUAAGGAUACACAAUACAAGGAGGUGCCAUUUUCCCACUUGCAGUGAAUGUUACCAUUACAGUGAUACAUUCUUUAUCACUGCCUCGGACGUCGGACCUCAUACAAAUCUUUAAGCCCUUUAGGCCCUAUUACCAACGAGGUAACUGGAUUGGUUUGGAAACCAGACUCAUCUCCAUUGAUAAUCCUAAAAGGAUCUUUCAGCAAAUUGUCAUUUCCUGUUUCAUCUAUUAUGUAUUUGUGUAGAUUGUCAUGCCACUCUCUAAUAGCAUGUUCAGUCACAAAUGAUCUCGCAACACCAAGAGCUUCAGGUUUACGCAGUGAAACAUCCGGAUGAUGCUUAAAGAAAAUAUCUAGCCACUUUCUACCAGGUCUUCCUUCAGUAAAUGGACUUGGCCUUCCAUCUUUUUUUAUUAUUUCUUCGACAGAAUCCAGCAACUGUCUUGGUUCGACUGGCAUACCUUUUUUUGGCCAUAGCCUUCAACCAAAGAAUUAGGAGAUAUUUUCCCUGCAAAACAAUGAAAAAUAUCAUCUUUGCUAUAAGCUAUAUAUAGGCAUUAAAACAAUUAUAGGAUUAUAGGAUAGGGUGUACAAUAAAUGGAAGGAUGUAUAGAAUGUUAAGAUAUGUUAAAUAGGUAUGUAUGUAUAUAUAUAUACAUACACACACACACACACACAAUCAUAUGUUAAACAAGAUUAUUAUUAUUAUAAAUCUUCAAACAAAAAAGUAGUCCUAGCCAACCUCUGAAAUACCCGACUAUUAAGGCCUAUGUAAAAAAAAAAGUAUCUGAAACUGAACUCUGAUCUUUAUCAGUUAGGCCUCGGUAUCAUCAUUGUAUCCAAAGUUUGAAUAAUUGUGACCUUUUAAAAGUUUUAAAAUAUAAAGAAACGGUAUGCUUACUUCAGGAAUUAAAAUUGUUUGGGGACCCUUUAUGGCAUCCAAAGAGCUUUUUCCUUUUAAUUUGUCCAUUAAAGUUGCAUGGGGAAUAUUGUAUUUCCUUUCUGUUUCUCGUAUGGCUCCAUUACGAACUUCAUCAAUAGCAUUAAUUAAUUCUUCCUUAGAAUAUAUUUUUGCCAUCUGAAACAAUCUCAUCAUUGCACGAAUUUGCGACCAGCAUUUUGCUCCAGUAACCGACCAAUGGUUUGAUACUGGAAGAUAAUUAUAUUUAAGAGGGAAAAUGAGAGACUUAUGUGAUUAACACGAAUGCCAGCCAACUAAACAAAGAGACAACAAAAAAUAAUACUACCCAAUAUCCGACCAUUUGGUCGUGUAUUGGAUAUUAGGUUGAAAAGAUGUGCCACUAAUCGACCGCAAUAAUUUUACAACUAAAUUACUGAUAUUCAGUUAAACAAUAGGUUUAUUGCGUUUACUACACUUCUAAAACAAUAUAAAUCACCAAGCAAUGUAAAAAAUAUCAAACAAAACAACGGAUGUCAGUGGAUAAUAAGUUGGUUACCUUGAACACAUGUAGUAGUUAGAUUUCAGAAUCCACCAUAUUGUCAGUGCUGCUAAACAUAAAAUUUACCUCUUGCCAGAGAAUUCACUUCAGACUUUUAUCUAAAAUUUACAUGAAUUUCCCAUAUCUACAAAAACAUAUGAAUGGUAGGGUUAUUUCUACAAACUGCAAAAUUUUCUUAGAUAUUUUUUUUUAUGACUGGUCGGUAACUGGUACGAGGUCGGCUAUUGGUGCGUUCACCCUAUUCACAUUGCUGCUGGUAAGGGGGUGUGCCCUCUAUAAUCACCGUUAUUUUAAAGUAACGGCUCCUGGAAAAUUGUGUAAAUAGAAAGCAAAGUGCACGAUUCAUACUGAGGGAAAAUUAAGCAUUUAAACUACUAGUUAACAACCUCCAUCCCAUUAAAAAAAAAAAAAAAAACUUAAAUAUUUUUGGUUAUAGUGUACAGGCGAGUGGGUUUGUGAUAACUUAAUCUGUUCUAGCCUACAUACAAAUAAGAUAACGAUAGUUGAAAUAUUAGUUAAUUUACCCAUUUCUGUUCAAAUAACCUUUAUUAAGUUCGUACCUUUAAAGGCCCGUCUACAAUAGUCCGAACCUGUGCGUGGUUCGUGUCCUUAUCCGAAUGUUAGUGACGUCACAUUGUCUCACCGAAAACUGCCCUGUCCACAAUUGCGAUGUCCGAUGUCCGAAUGUAUUGAUUUCUAAAGUUGCUACCAGAGCGCAGUAAAUGUGCCAAACAAAAUGUUUUUGUUUAUUGUUUUGAUGCUUUGUAGUUUGAAAUUGAACUUUUGAAAGUUGUGGGAGUUCAAUUUUAUAUAUUUAUUCAGUAAGGCAAAGUGGCAAAUGUAAAUGCUAAAAAAUUAACUCAUAUCACAGCAAUCGAACAGCACUAAUUUAAAUGUCGUCUUGCUCUUCUUGAAUUACAACACCUUCCAUUUCCUUCAAUAACAAAAACAAACACCACGUUUUCAAAUGGGAACCGGAAAUUCAAAUAUCGUGAAUGUUCUGUUCUUUUUCUGUGUCCGAAGUACACAGGUUGGGACAAAAAGUUCAAAUUGACGAAUGUCUUCGGACCAGGUAGGUUCGGACCUUCGCCCACUUGACGCAUGGCGUCAGUGUGUCACGUGGACCAAUCAGCUACGAGUGUCCUUCGGACACAGUUUAGGACAUUGCUAUUGUAGACGGGCCUUAACAGUGAAAUAAUCCGAUAAAUAGAUGUACUGUUGUUUUCAAUGCCAUCGUCCAUUGUAACAUAAUGACGAAAAUAAACCUUCGUAUAAAGCGUAAAUAAUGUAAACAUAAAUAUAGCCGAAACUAAUUUCCCUAAAUAACACUGCAGCCAACCUGUAAACUGUUAAAUGGAAAAUAAACUAAUUUUCUAACCCACCUAGCCAUCGCAUAUUUCGGGAUUCAUUCCUUUUUUUCUAUUACCAAAACACAAUUUUUCAUUUUGUAUGAUUACAUUUACGUUUCAUUUCGUCCACCCAAAAUGAUAAACUUGCACAUACACAUUGUUACCUUCUAAUAUUGGACAUUAAAAAUGGAGCAUUCUGCAUUUAAAGGCUGUGUUGUUUUUGCUCUAAUGUUUUGCUCUGCACAUAGGGAAUGGUCAUCUUUUGUUGUAACUUCAACUGUUCACACAAGGAAGAUUAUACACGCUUACUCCCUAAGUACUCUUAUAUAUAAUCAUUAUUUAGAUUAAAUUUAAAUUUCGUUCUCACCCCCCCCCCCCCCCCCCAAACAGGGUCCCGCCGGAAUCUACGCGUCGAACAUCGACAAAUGUGCCAAUAUAUUACCCUGCAUGGCGUUUACUCAUUCAGCUAUCUUCUUCAGACGCUAACACAUUUACGAUAAGUUACAGAUCACUUCUAAUGUUGACGUUAUCGUCUUAGUAGUCUGGAUUAGGCUUACUAGAUUUAUACCUACCCGGUUUUUUAAAAGGAUGUUUCUAGAGGUGAAGGCCGUGGGUUAGAAGGGACCGGCAGGCGCUAUUGGACGGCUUGCCUGUGGUGGAAAAGGAAGAGUGAAAAAAAAAAAAGGGGGGGGGGGCUACGAAGCUAGACUCGUGAUAAGCGCAUGGCCUCGCUCCAGCCAGCACGCAAACCAAAUGCUGAUAGUAUUCAGGCACGACCCUCCCACCGCUAUCUCCGACUCGUGCCGCCCCUGAAGUAAAGGGAGGCUCGCGGAAAAUUAUGUCCCCCCCCCCCUCAACCCUUUACUUCUCCAAACAAGCUCGAGGUAAUGCUUCCCGUCAGCUCUCAUUUGAUAGAUAGGUAGCUUUCGAUCUUCACUUCUCCUACCACUAUCAGUUUUGAAAUAACUCAUCAACGCUUGACUUUUUUUUUUUUUACUGCAGUACGGGGCGAUACAAGGCAAUGGCAAAACCCUUGGAUAUGCAUUUUAAAAGGCCGGGUUGAAAUUACUAUCCAGCAAUCUUUAUUUACGUUUUUUUUAUGGACAAACCCCCCCUUCACCAUUUUCAAAAAAAAAAAAAAAUUAAAAAUUCGUGACAACAAAUAGAUAAGCACAUGUCGCCAUACAAUGUAUGCUCGGAACUGAACCGACGAAACGCCGGAUGGCGGUACGCGCUGUGUUGUGAAAUGUUGAGGUACAAGACAGAAAGGGAUGGAAUGACAGGACGCCAGUGGAUUUUAAGGAAAACAAAAUAUUAUUCAGACACUUCCAAUCACACAAAUCCCCACAUCACAACAAACAACCUUCCCAAAAUUGAGGCCGCCAACAAUGACCCAGGCUUCGCACGCGUCUUGUGGAAAAACGUUCUCGGUACAGCAUUUGUGCUUCCCCUGCAUUGCCGUCCGCUAGGCAGGGCCGGAUUUAGAGGUCUGGAGGCCUCGGGGCAACAGAGGAGCGGAGGCCCCCUGGCCCCAAAUUAUUAUCCAAAUAAAAUGAACCAUUUUUUUUUUCAGUCGAGUUUUCCAAUAAAUAAUUUAUUGUGGAAUCAAAUAGAUUCUCUUAGUAUUUAAAAAACAUACAUAAAUAUAAUCGGAGACAAGAAUUAUAUGAAAUUAAAUUUUAGUGUUAAUGAAUAUUUCUGGUAAUAUUUAACAAUAAUAUAAUCAUGUAUGUACAAAGUACUGUAGGUAAAGGUAAAACAGCGAAAAAAUAAUAUCAAAGGAAAAGUUGUUUACUAGUGUUUACUUGUCGGAAUUUGAAAGAUUUUUUUUCCGAAGUCUCUAUUGUGGAGGCCCCGGGGCUUUCGCCCCGGUUGCCCUCCCCUACAUCCGGCCCUGCCGCUAGCCCGUGCAUGAGAUGCGUCUCGGCCUUCUCUUCGCUCGUGUGAGCAGCUGACCACCCAUAUCUCUUUUGAGAGCCACAGCACAAGCACUGCGCGUUUAUAUCGUCUGAUGGAACCCUCGAGCGCUUCACCGGUCGAAUGGUGUAUGCUCCUGCAGCAUGUUCUUCGUGAAAUACAUUUCUCGGCGUCUUACGUGUACACCUCUAAACGAGAACUACGUGCUAAGGCCGCGAGGAAAAUAUUUAUUUUUUAGUCUACAUGUAAAUGUAUUUUUUUUAAUUCGAGCUACGAUAUUUAGGAGGUGAUUAAAAACGAAAUUAUAGAUUAAAUAUUUGUAUCGGACUUCUCAACUUCCUAGAUUCUUAAUAUAAGGAAAGUGUAGCCUAGUGCUGUAAAAGUUUAGCAACAAGAUUAUAGUAAAAUAAAAAAAAAAUAUAAAAGUUGGAAAUGGUAAUUAGUAAAUAUAAAACUUGUAAAAUCAUUCAGCGCGAGUUUCCAUACUUGAGAGAGGAUAUACAUACAUUUUAAUUUAUAUCGGUUAUUAAUAAUUAAAAGCCAUUUAAUAUAGGUAAUUUUAAUUACCAAAUCUGCGCACUCCUCGAAUUAUAUUCUUACUAAUAUUAUAAAUGCGAAUGUGAGUUUGAUUGUAUGUUUGUUUGUUACGCUUUCACGCGGAAACUACUCAACCGAUCAUGAAAUUUUGUGCGCAUAUUUUCAAGGGUAUAGUAAAGGACAUAAGACACUUUUAUAUAAAAAAAAAUAUUUUUUCCGAAGGGCAAAAAAAAAUUGAUAUUGGUAUGUAUGAUCGUCCGACUGAGAGUUUGAGUAAUAUGAAUGAAAUUUAACGCUAUCUGGAGUUUCAAUAAGUAAAUUAAAUAAUUCGCCAAUCUAAUACUGUAAUACCGGCGGUCAAUUCACUAUUCCACAUUUAUUUUUAUUUUUUCUGUAACCGCCAAGCAAUACUUAAACAUUUUUUUAAUUUUUGAGGUUAGGUGUCUGUUUAUUUUCUUCGGUGAUAGUUGUUUGGAUGUUGAUGCUGAAGGUUAUAUUUUACUUUCAAGAGAAUUUUGUAAUUUAGUAGAAAAUGAUGUGGAUCUUAUUACUCAAGUUUUCCCGGAUUUGCAACAAAAUUUUAUUAGUGAUCAGUGGUUGUGCGCAAGAGCAAUAUUGGCGCCAAAAAAUGAUAUUGUUAAUAAAUUCAACACUUAUAUUUUAAAAGAGGUGCAAGUGGAAAUUGAGUAUUUGUCAAUAGAUACAAUCAAAGAUACAGAAGAAAGCACUUCAUAUUUUGCGGAGUUUUUAAAUUUACUUGAACUUUCGGGUGUACCCUCACAACUCACAUAAACUUCAAAUGAAGCUUACCUAAUAUACAAGUUAUGCUUAUGCAAAAUCUAGAUUCUCCUCGACUAUGUAAUGGAACGAGGCUUUGGAUCACACAAUUGGGGCAGAAUAUACUUGGUGCCACUAUUUUAACAGUUGUCGGUAAAAGAAAAAGUGUUAUCAUACUUCGAAUUCCAAUUAUCCCCACUGAUAUACCGUUCCAAUUUAAAAGAGUUCAGUUUCCCGUCAGGCUUAGCUUUACUGUUACCAUUAACAAAGCGCAAGAGCAAACACUGCCGAUAGCAGGGGUGCACUUGGAAAAACCAUGCUUUUUCCAUGGCCAAACUAUAUGUAGCCUGUUCGCGUGUGUCCAAUGCCCGAAAUCUAUACACAUAUUUGCACCGGACGAAAAAAAACAAACAUAUAACAUAGUAUACAGGAGCAUCCUAGAAUAAUACUUAGAUUUAAGCUCUUUGAAGGAAAAAAU